This is a messenger RNA of Raphanus sativus (radish), 1296 nucleotides long. RefSeq names its product ankyrin repeat-containing protein BDA1-like. The coding region runs from base 1 to 1296 and encodes 431 amino acids. Gene Ontology annotation, molecular function: protein binding. The record is from RefSeq and is a predicted model, not a curated record. NCBI's taxonomy places the organism in Eukaryota, Viridiplantae, Streptophyta, Magnoliopsida, Brassicales, Brassicaceae. The transcript is spliced from 3 exons.
AUGGAUCCGAAAUUGCUUUGGAUUACUCGAUCUGGUAACGUCGAUGCUUUGUAUUCACUUAUUGCAAAGGAACCAUGUCUUCUUAAGAACUUAGACGUUUUACCCUUCAUCCACACACCUCUCCACGAGGCUUCAUCUACGGGGAAGACAAACUUGGCGAUGGAGUUGAUAGUUCUUCAGCCGUCUUUUGCCAAGAAAUUGAACACGGAGGGGUUUAGUCCGUUACAUCUCGCUGUUGAAAACCACCAUUCUGACUUAGCUAAAGAGCUGAUUCUGUUUGAUUCCACUCUUGUGCGGACUCCUGGAAGAGGAGGCAUGACACCACUUCACCAUGUGGUAACAAUUGGUGACUUGGACCUACUUGCAGAGUUUCUUGUGAUUUGUCCUGAGAGCAUUAGAGAUACAAAUGUAAAUGGAGAAACAGCAUUUCACAUCACCGUUAUGAACGACAAAUACGAAGAGCUCAAGAUUCUGAGAGGGUGGAUGCAACGGUUACAUAAUUCUGAUUCUUCAUCCACCGAGAAUUACGUCUUGAAUAAACGAAAUCGAGAAGGAAACACAGCCCUGCACUUAGCCGCAUACAAGAAUAAUCACCAGGCAGUUAAAUAUCUGUUAAAAUUCAUGCCACUGAACCGGAACAUUCUAAACAAAAGUGGUAUGACAGCCCUUGAUGCUUUGCGAGCCAAUGGACAUCUCAUGAACAGAGAUACAGAGAAAAUGUUAAAAAAUGCAGGUGGUAAGAGCGCGGAUUCCCUAUCCAAAGUCCAGAAAACAUCUGUCUUCCUACGAAAAUCAGUCACUUUCCGGGAAUAUUGUUCUACGGGUAUAUCACGUUAUAGGAGUCACCUAUCAGACGGGACGCGGAACGCUCUUCUAGUAAUAAAUGUUCUGAUAGUCGCAGCUACUUAUGAAACAGCGGCCCAGCCACAAGAUGAAGAGGAAAUACAUAAGUUUUUUUUCUCAGAAAUCAUAUUAAAAUACAUCUUCCUUUGGGGACUAAAUACUAUAGCCUUUUUGUUGGCUAUUGCCACUGGAUUUAUACUCUUACCUGUUGGCAGAACCUAUACUGUCUGGUAUGUCCUCAUCUCAACGCCUCUCGUCUGUUCUUACGCAAUAUCCGUGUACCUGAAGCAUAAGAUCCUCCCACUGAUGUUCUUACUAAUACAUCUCCUGACUGUAUUGGGAGUUAUCCUAUACCUACUUGUAUUCUACAUGAAGUGGAAGCAGACUACACAGAAGAAAAUACCAAAACUCAGAAGCGAGCUGAAUUCCGUAGACUUACAAUCCAUCCUUUAG